CAAUUUAUUAAGAACAAAGCUGUUUUGAAAUGGUGGUUAAGAUUCUGAGCUAAUGAUAGGAAGGUGUUGAGUUUAAAGCUGAAGACUGACAGAGAGCCACUGCUGGGAAAUUAGGCAACGUCUUUACACGCAACUGCUCAGCUCUGUGCUUGGAUUGGAUCCUGUACCAUCCUCCCUGUUGCUCCAGGAUGAUUUGGAGAACAGCCCUGCACUACGCCCAAUUCUGGCUUGUCCUGGCUUUAGCAUCCGGGCAGCUCACUAAUGAGCAGAAGGUCCGGAUCGUGGAUUUGCACAACCAGUAUCGCUCCUUGGUCAAUCCCCAGGCUGCUAAUAUGCAACGCAUGCUUUGGGAUAAUGCGAUAAGUCAGGUGGCUGGCAAUUACUCCGCUCAGUGCAGAUGGGACCACAACCCUAAAGUCUUCGGCAUACUUGGAGAAAACCUCUUUAUGACACUCGGACCCCUAACCAUCGAUCUACCAGUCAGUUUAUGGUUUAAUGAGCGUGACAAUUACAACUUUAACACCAACAGCUGUACUGAAGGGAAACUGUGUGGACAUUACACUCAGUUGGUGUGGGCGAACACCACCUUCAUCGGCUGUGCUGCACACUUUUGCUCUGAUGUUCCUAACUUUAACGUUCAAAACGCCACAAUACUGGUCUGCAACUAUUACCCUCCAGGUAAUAUAAUGGGACAAUCACCAUAUCAAGAAGGACAGGCAUGCUCCGCAUGUUCAAAGGGGACGAUAGGAUGCGUGAACAAUACCUGUGAUCGAGGUACCAAUAUAACCACAGGAAUUUCACCCUCCGCUAUAGCAAGUUUGACUAGCACAGGCAACAGUGGGAGCACAGGAAGUUCAGCAGGAUUUACAAAACCCUCGGCAGCUACGCUACUGCUCGCUGGUCUGACGGCUUUUUAUAUUCGAAUGACAUGAACAUGAUCUCAAAUGCUGACGUUUGUCUAGUAGUAAUAAGUCAAGGUCAAGUCAAGGUUACUGAUGGCUGAUUUAUACAUGUAAUAAAUUUAUACAUUUAAUUUAAUUGCAGUACUUUAUAUAUGUUAUGUAUGUAAUGCCAGAAAUAGCACUUAGUGAAUCCCUGAACUGCUGUUGCCUUGAUUUAUUACUGUCAGUGACUUGGAUUACUACAAACUCUCACCACAAAUGUUGAAUGUAGACUCAUAAUGUUUAGAACUACAUUUAUUUUAAAUACUAUAACCUCAUAUUGGUAACACUGGGUAUUUCACUUUAAGCUCUUUACAUUAUUGUUCAAACUCUUGCACACACAUGAUCACUAAAAUUAUUUAUUCUUCAACUUCAUGUUAUAAUAUAUAAAAUAUGAAAUAUUUAUUUUUUGAUUGAUUCUAUUAUAUGUUAAAGUUAAACGAGAGGGAAUUAGUGUUGUUUUACUGUAAUACACUGAUUGAUGAUGUCUUUUCUUAACUGAAAAAUAAUCCUGAAAAAUAAAUCCAAAUGGAACUCCAUGAAAUAAAGUAACUGGAAAAGCCAGACUAUAGAAAGUUAAUUACGUUCUUAUGUUAUUCCACGGCUUUAUAAUUUAUGAUUGAAUUUUAUUUUCCAUUAUCACUAUGCACUUCCCCACUGUGUUAUUUCGUUUUAUUACAUGAAGUAAAUGCUGGAGUUAUUGGGAUGUACUAUUUAUGUACUACACUAUAAUAAAUUAUAAAACAUUA
Molecule: messenger RNA, 1690 nt
Organism: Pangasianodon hypophthalmus (striped catfish)
Lineage: Eukaryota; Metazoa; Chordata; Actinopteri; Siluriformes; Pangasiidae
Product: peptidase inhibitor 16
Exons: 7
Coding region: 189-932 (247 amino acids)
Cellular component (GO): extracellular region
Source: RefSeq, a predicted model, not a curated record